Messenger RNA from Canariomyces notabilis, 1350 nucleotides. Its product is annotated as FMN-dependent dehydrogenase. The record is from RefSeq and is a predicted model, not a curated record. NCBI's taxonomy places the organism in Eukaryota, Fungi, Ascomycota, Sordariomycetes, Sordariales, Chaetomiaceae. Gene Ontology annotation, molecular function: FMN binding; oxidoreductase activity. The transcript has 2 exons. The coding region runs from base 1 to 1350 and encodes 449 amino acids.
AUGUCGGAUCCUUCAUCUCCGUUUAUCAAGAAGCGAGACACCCCUUCGUGGGCUUUGUACCAGCGCGAAAACUUUUGGAAAGCAAACGAUGGCGAGGUGCCGCCGUUCAACACCCAUCCCGACCGCCUGGAAGAACUAGCCAAAGCCAAACUGACCGAAGCCGGCUGGUACUACGCCUCGUCCAACGCCGGGCUGUCCCACACGCACGUGGCCAACCGCCAGGCGUUUUUCCGGCACAAGAUCGUGCCGCGGCAGCUCGUCGACACCAACGCCCGCUCCACACGCACCACCCUCUUCGGCCACGACGUCGCCGCGCCCAUCGGCAUCGCCCCCAUCGGCAUCAACAAGAUCUACCACCCGCACGGCGAACUCCCCGUCGCCAAAGUCGCCGGCGAGCUGGGCAUCCCUUACUGCCUUUCCACCGCGGGCUCCUCCCCAAUCGAAGACGUCGCACGCGCGCAUGACGAGGGUCGUCGGCUGAGCGAGCCUAAGACAUACAAUCCCUCCUCUGAUAGCAUCAACGGAGCGCCCCGCUUCUUCCAACUAUACAUGCCGCACGACGACGAACUGACCCUCUCCCUCCUCCGCCGCGCGCACGACGCCGGGUUUACCGGCAUUCUGCUCACGACCGACACGUGGCAGCUCGGUUGGCGGCACGACGACGUCGCGACGUCCAACUACGCCUUCUACCGGGGGAUCGGAGCAGACCUGGGCCUGACAGACCCCGUCUUUAAACGCCGCUUGGCCGAACGGGGUGUUGAUCCCGUCAAGGACCCGGCUAAGGCAGCUGCCAUGUGGAUUGAUAGCAUCUGGCAUGGGAGGGCGCACGGUUGGGAGAAGGCUUGUUGGGCGAGGGAUGGGUGGCGGGAGAUUUGUGCCAGGGAAUUGGAGGGGGGGAAGGAGGAAAGGCCGUUUGUGAUUAAGGGCAUUCAGAGGGUGGAGGAUGCGGAGAAGGCGGCGGAGUGCGGGUUUGAGGGGAUUGUGGUGAGUAACCAUGCUGGAAGGCAGGUUGAUGGGGCCGUGGGGAGUUUGGAUGCGUUGGAGAGGAUUGUGGACAGUGGGGUGGGGGAGAGGAUCACGGUUAUGUUUGAUAGUGGGGUGAGAGGGGCUGCGGAUGUGGUGAAAGCGUUGGCGCUGGGGGCGAGAUUUGUGUUUGUGGGACGGUUGUGGAUUUGGGGGUUGAGCGUGAUGGGAGAGCAUGGGGUUAGGCAUGUCAUGAAGGGGUUGUUGGCGGAUUUGGAUGUUUUGAUGAAUGUGGCGGGACUGAGGAGUGUCAAGGAGAUUGAUAGGGGUUUGUUGGAGAGUAUGCCGAAGGCCUAUAGUUUGGUGAAUGAGAAGAGUAGGUUGUAG